UGUUCAAUGCUCCAUGAGUAACUCCUAGAAAAGCUCAGGACCACUUCAGGCUCUUAAUAAAUACCUUGCUCCAGGCUUCUGCUCCGUGCCACGCUGCAGGCCACUCCACUCAGGAAGUUCCACGGUCCAGGAGACAUCAGGACCGACUUGUGCAUCUGAGGCCAGAGACCCUGCCAGUGAGGUCAGUGGGGCUUGGGCACCUGCGGCUCCACAGCGGCCCUAAAGCGCGGAUGCAGCUUGCCUCUCCGGAAGAUACCAAGGUCCUCCAGCCAGGCCCCAUGGGUGCCAACGCCUGCUCUUCUUUCAUGGAACAACGGACGCCAGUUGGCCAGCACCCACCUCGAAAGUUUUAGCGGGAAAUACUAGGGCACGCAAGGCAUGCUGGGAGCGCUUAGGGUACGCUGGGAUUGUAGGGCGCCCAGGGAAUGCUGGGAGUGGUGCGCGAGAACCGCUCGGAGGGUUGUGAGGAGAGCAGGCCUGGGGGCGCGGGAGAAGUUGGUGCCGCUGAGGUGGGCCGAGCCUGCCCUGAGGAGACAACUGCUUGGGGCAACCAGAGAGAAAGAGCGCGGGGGCUAGGCCGCUGCAGGCCGCUUUCUCACCGUGCUCCUGCCUCCCGAGGCUCUGGCUUUGAAAGAGCUGGUUUCAGAGUUCUUCAGACAUUUCACGAGUGCAGGGGUGUUGUUUACAUACACUUUUCUGAUCAGUCUUUGAAUAUUGGCAAGAGAAAGGCCUAAUUGCUGAGACAUCAGUCAACAGGAAAAUAUGAAUGAUUCUAGGCAGCAAGCACUGUUCUUCACCACACUCCCAGAUUUACAGAAACUCUGUGCUGUCAGGAUAGUAUUGAUUAAGGGGGUGGCAGAUACGGAGAUUAGGAGUACACAGGUGAAGAUAUGCAGGCAAUUGCUGUUUUUGCACCAAGAUAUCCUUACAUCACCUGUACCUGGAAUAUUUACCCAAAUUUGGGUGGUGAUGGCGAUACCGUUUUAUCAAGCUGGAAAACUUAAUGCCUGUAUUGAAAAAUAUGGAGCUAAGGUGGAAACUCCACAACGGGUAAUUCCUGUAAUUCUUCAAAACUGCCUUUCAUAUUCACUCAUGGCUAGACUUUCUCCAGCCUGGAAUAAAACUGGCCAUCUCUUGGUGCAAGGAAGAGAGUUCCUUUCUCAGAUGGGAAAGCAAAGAGCUGUUGUAUUAGGCAUCAAUGUAACAGAAACUCAAGUUUGUCUAAGUAUAGAAGCUUACACAAUCAGACUGCCACCACCUCAGCUGACAGAAUUUGAUAUUUCUCAGAAUAUUAUAAAGGAUUUUGAAACUAACAGGAAUGCUGUUAUUGAGGGACAUUUGAUUUUAAACAACUGGUGCUACGUUUUGCCAAGUAUGAAAAUGGGACAAAUAGUAAAUAUUCUUCACACCAUACCCCCUGACUGUCCUUUUCACUCAUAUGAAGAUUUCCGGAAGCACUGGGAUGACCUGUAUGGCUAUAAACUUCCAGUAGAUUGUGGAACUACCAAAAUAUACUGCAGCAUCUACUUCAAAAUGAUAGGAGAAAGGAUCUUCACAUACCCUCUCAGUUGCAUCAGAAGUCAGCCCAUACAAUUUUUUCCAAGGGUAGAUGUGGAAGGUGUUUUGAAAAGUUUUCUUUCAGAUUUAAAAUCUAAACUGCCCCAUAUAUGUGGAUUUCCCAUAAAGAUGACAACUAAACCAUGCUACCACACACAAGAACUAACUAAACUGCAUCUGCAGGAAAACAAAGUCAGGCCGCCCAAUCUAACCACUAAACAAAAGUUCAGGUCCUCUCUGGCUCAGGCACCUUCCAUAAGAUCCCCCCCAGCUCAAAGUCUUCUACAGUGUUCAGUAGCCAUGCACCACAAGGUGGAGCUUUCAGUCAGCCAGCCAAAGCCCUGCGUGUCCUCAGCUUUGCACCUCCAGCGAGAAUCUGUUCAAAACAGAAAGAAAUCCCUGUCUGACAAGGCAGCACAAGUACAUUUGGAAGUACCAAAGCUCAACAGAGGAAAUACUCCAAUGCAAGACAUAAAUGUUGGCUCCCAACAUAAUAUUGCUCCUAAAUUCAUACCAGUUUUCAAAAAUCAACCAAUACAAAUGAACAAAAAUAUCUUAAAACCCGAGAACCUGAAAAGAAAACAGCAUAUUGUUAUAGAACCUAAGUUGUUUUCACUCAAAACUAGUGUGAUCCAGGAUGACAAACUGAAUUUAGAUCCAGUUAUAAAAAAAAGAUGUAAUCGCAGCAUUCAGAUGACUGCUAGAAAUGUAAAUCCAAAGACUUCUAGAUCUCUGCAAGAAAAAAACACUGAGUCCUAUGAAAACACUGAGUCCUAUGCUUCUAGUGUAAAAUCAUUGCCUGUGAGUUUAAAUGAAAGUAAACAACUAUCUAAUAGUUCAGUAUUUCAGGUGUCAAAUAAUAAUUUAGGUGUAAUAAAAAGUGCUGUUGACUUCCAAGCAACUGGGAAAGAAAAUUUGACAAGCAAAUAUAAAACACAAAUCUUAAGGAAAGGCCACAAUUCACUAAAAGUGAAAAGGCAACCAUACAUUUUUGAAUCAGACACAGAAACAGAAGAUCCCCAACUGCUACAUCAACAAGCAGUUGAUCAAACUAAAGAAGAUGAUGUAAGUAACCACCAAUUAAUAGUAAGCAGAAUACCCCACAGGUCUAAAAGAGAAUUAUGUCAGGAAUCUUCAAAAACUCCAAAGAGGCCUCAUUCUAGUACUAUCCGUCAUGGACAAUCCAGUUCUAGGAACCAGAUACGUAACUUGGACAAAUCAAAACCUAAGAAAUCUCUCGUCAUUUCUAAAGCUUAGGACAUGGAUGUGAAAGAAGGAAAUAUCCACCAGAGAUAACCACUCUGAACAUUGAUGGACACCUCGCACACACUUCUGUGAACAUGGAAUCAGGCUCCAUACCCUGCUUUGGAAACUCUUUUUUCACUCAACAGGUUUUUUCAUAGUUGCAUAGUAUUCUGUUGCAUGUGGAUAUAUUGUAUAUAUAACUUCCCCUACUGAUUGUCAUUUAAAUUGUUUCCAACAUUUCACUGUAACAACUUCAAGUGCUUCCGUACACUGGAAAAAAAAAGGGAGGGAAACAGAAAUGGAGUUUCUCUCCUAACUAGUAUUAUUCUGGCUUUCAAACAUUUUAGAUGUUUAAUGUAUAAAUGAGUUAUAAUUAUUGUGGUAAGAUAUUUAAAAGAAACCAAAAAUCUUCAUAAAUUUUCCACUGAAAUAAUCUUUCAUUAAAUAAAACAGAGUGAGCAGAAAGACAAAUAUAAGUGGAACUUAAAAUUUUUUAAUAUGAUUUGCUGCUUUUGCUACUUCAAUUUAAGGCAAAAAUGAACAAAAACUCUACCUCAAAACUGUAAAUAUAAUUCUUAUUCUUGAAAAUGUACCUUUUUAAUUAAUUUACUACAUACCUUUAUGGUAAACAUUUUUUCAGAAUUAUCUCUAUUUUAUAAUUUUUAAUGUUUUUAUAGGGAAAUACAUCUGGUUUAAAGCCUAUUUUGAGUGUGCUUUCUCUUUCUAAAAUAAUAUGUUAGAUAACUAGUAGACUGCAGUAAAAAAUAGUACAUAUUUUUUUAUGGAAGUGCCCUUAAUAGGGAUGUGUAUCUGGUCACUUAGUCAUCUACAGCAUGUACUUAUUCUUGAAACCAGUGUCCCCCCUGUUGCAUGUAUAGGCUGCCUUCCUGCUACUGUCCAUUUAUCAUACCCCAGGUAAUAAAGACUUAUUUUACUAUUGCACUUAGCAAAAUAAUUUAAAAAGAUAAAUCCACUGCUUAAGAAGUAUGUAAU
Molecule: messenger RNA, 3795 nt
Organism: Sus scrofa (pig)
Lineage: Eukaryota; Metazoa; Chordata; Mammalia; Artiodactyla; Suidae
Gene: C1H18orf63
Product: chromosome 1 C18orf63 homolog
Source: RefSeq, a predicted model, not a curated record